AUGUCUCCCUCUCUUGUUAAUGUUAACCGUUCCCUUCAAAAUGGCAGCCUCCAUGAGAACCGAAAUUCUUGCUCGGCUAGUCCGUGGAUCAAUUAUCGGGAUCGGUUUGUUCAUGAAUUGUCUAUUUAUUUUUGCUCUCAGAUCGGGAAAGAAGCAAGCGGAGCAAUGAGGAUAGCCAGACAGAUGAAAGUGUCCCUUAAGCCUCAGAAGACCAAAUACAUGAUCCCCUUCCUUCACAGCAGAUGCCUUUGUCAGAGUGUAAACCAGCUCUCAAGUCAAAAGGAGGACUUUGCCACAGAUGAUUCAGAUGGAGAAGACAGUAUCGCGUUGGAUGAGCUUGGUCUAGAGGUGAAACCUAAAGGUUAUAUGGCAGCGAGACCAGUCGACGAUGUAUACAUGAUCCAACAUUAUCCUCCACAAUUGGUUACAUUCCAUGAAGCCAUGGAAAAGCUGAGGUCGCAUGAUCGAUGGGCGCACGUAAGGAAACCGGAACUCUACAAAAACAGAACAGUCACCAUAGGUAUUCAUCUAGAUAUGACUCUUGAGAAAAAGAAAAAAGUAGUUCCAUUUCAAAACAUGGUGAUCCUACCACACCCAUUUAAAGAAGACAACAAGGUAUUAUGCUUUGCUGAGGAGUCUGACACCCAAGUUGCCCUAGAUUCAGGAUCUUACAUGGUUGGUAACGCUGACACUGUUCAAGACAUCCUUGACCACAGGAUACAUCAUAGGUCAUUUGACUACUGCGUUGCCACUCCAGAGAUGAUGCCCAAGCUGUCCAAACUAAAGGAGAAACUGAGGAAAAGAUUCCCCGCUUCUAAAAGAGGGUCUGUUAGCAACAAUAUCCCAGCCAUGUUGAAUCUAUACAGAAAGGGACAGGAAUAUAAAGUACAAGUCAAGACCGGCACCAUCAACUGUGCUAUUGGCAAGCUCAGUCUGACCAAUGAUCAACUGGAAGACAACAUGGCUGCCAUCAUAUCUGAUGUGUGCUCACAUAAACCCCUUCAAUAUGGUCCAUUCAUCAAGAGACUCACCCUGACUGCCUUUCUCUUAGAUGGUCACAGGAUUAAUUUCAAGAAGUACCUUCCCAUCGCUGAUGAAGAUAAGAAGCUCAAAGAGGAAUUGGAAAGAUUAGAACAAUCGUCAUGAUAAGAUUUUCUAUGUUAGGUUGUAUGGUCCUGUGGUUUAGAGCAUUGGACUCAUAAUCAUAAGGUUGUGAGUUUGAAUCCCCGCUCUGCCAUUUCCCCAUUUUGACCCGAGAGUAAUGUCAUCUGUAAGGUCUCACCUCUAUGCCUGAUUGACUUAGACGUGAAAUGUUUCCUAAUUGGUUAUACCAGUUUGGCGUUAUACCAGCAGAAAUUGUCCUGAGUUCCUACGGGAGUUACAAGAACAGAAACAGAAUAUUUUCAUGAUGGAAUGGUAAUAGAAUUGUUAAUGAUGCAUCACCAUGUGAUAGUCCUGAAAAGGACUGUUUGUGAUCUUUCAUGAGUAAAGAGCUACCAAAUCUCCAUCAAGAUCACCAACACCCCUUGUCAGGAGUAUCAUGUGGUAAUGUUCUGGGCCCCAUCUUACAAAGACUUACGAUUGAUCCAGUCAAUCUUAACUAUGGAAAUCCA
Lytechinus variegatus (green sea urchin) is the source of this 1613-nucleotide messenger RNA. RefSeq names its product 39S ribosomal protein L1, mitochondrial-like (gene mrpl1). NCBI's taxonomy places the organism in Eukaryota, Metazoa, Echinodermata, Echinoidea, Temnopleuroida, Toxopneustidae. The transcript has 9 exons. The coding region runs from base 1 to 1146 and encodes 381 amino acids. The record is from RefSeq and is a predicted model, not a curated record.